CGCUCUGUGUGCAUGACGUCCAUCGUUAGCCUGUCUGGCCUGGUACGGUGAGCAUACGUUUGCCACCCGAUGCUACCCCGGGGACGUCCGGACGUACCAUGCACCAUUGAUCCAUACCUGCCCGGCCCGCAUGUGCGUAAUCUUCUUGUUUACGUUUUCAUCAUGAAUGCUGUCGCACAGGUGCUGCUCGUGGCAAGAGACAAAUUUUAACUUGAAGUUUGAUGUUAAACAGAUGAAAUACUGGUUCCCAGACUGUUGGUGUAGUGAUUGUGGAUUAAAUGAAAUCGACAGAAAGCAAAACCUGGUGUUCAAUUGCUUUAAGUCACUCCAUAGCAUUCAUGUGAAGUCUGUCCUGAUGCUUGUCAAAUGAUAUUGAAUCCAACAAAUUUCAGGUUGUAUCAACAUAAUGAAUGUAUUGAUGAUCUCUAAUGGAAGAAACUAUAAUGUAGCUGAAUUCAUAAUGUGAAAUUGACGGUUUUUUGCCUGUGUUGAUAGUACAGGCUUCAUGCCAAAAUGGAUGGUUCAGAGUUAUCAAGCUGCUUUCAAGCAAGUGAACCUCAUCCUAGAAGCCCAAUAUCUCUGCCAGUGUCUUCUGAAAGUCUUGACAAUUCGGCAAAUCCUCCCAUUAAUAUGGAAAAAAUAAAGCCAGAUGAGGACCAAACAGAAUCAACUCACUCACUCACAGCAACUGCUCAGAUGCAAUCAAAACCAGGUCAACAGAUGGAAUUUAAUACAGACACAUCUGCACGUGACCAAAUGGGUUCUAAUGAAACAGUUACUCCAGUUGAUUGGAAAGCAAAAUCCAGUGAAACCCACCAUGCAAAUGAUCAGAUUGUCAAUGUCACAGCACAUGCUUCAGAUAGAGAGACCAAAUCUGAUCAACCAGACAUUGUUGCUGACAAAGGAACUCGUAGUGAAGCUCUUACUUCUGUGGUCAGUGAUAUAGCACAAAAUGCAGAUAGAGAGAUUGUUUAUCACACAAAGGUUGCAGAUAACAUGAAUACUGAUGCUUGUGACUUGAUAGAUGAACAGAUGGCCCAUGAUGAUAUUGCAGAUGAAUUAACCAAGGCUGAUCAACCAAAGAUUGUUGAUGAGAAAGCAAAUUCAGAUGAAGCUAACAAAAGAGAUGAAAAAAUAGUCCAUGAUAGAGAACAAAUAGCAGAUGAACCCACCAAAUCUGAUGAAUCUGUCAUUGCCCUUGAGACAACAAAGCAUGAUGAAGCUCAAGUUCUUGAUGAGAACACUUUGUCUGAUGACUUACUUAUUGCUGAUGAGGAAAAAAGAUGUAAUGAAGAUAACACUGAUAUGGUCCAUGAUACAACACAUCAAGAUGAUGCUGGAAAGACUAACUGUCAAGUAAAAGAUGGCCAUAAUACAGCACAUAUUGCAAACAAGGAGACAAUUUCCGAUCAAGCAUGUAUUGUGAAGAAUGCAGACUUAUUACAUGUAGCAACUAAUCAUGAUCAUUUAAAUACCCAGAAUUCCAGUGAUGUAGCACAGAUUGCAGUAGAAGAGACCAGAUCUGAUGAGCCAAACAUUGCUGAGAAUAGAGACUAUGCAGCUGUUGUCAUGGAAGAUGAUCAGAUGGUCCGUGAUGCAACAUAUGAUGCAGAUGAAGAGACAAGGUCAGAUCAAUUACACAUUGAUGAGAAAACAGAUGAUAGAUUAGCAGGCUUUAAAGAUUACCAGAUAAUCAAAGAUACAGUGCAGAAAUCUGAGACAAGCAGAACAGAAAUGACUCAUUCUAUGGAUAACUGCAUUGCAUAUGAGACACUACAGAAAGCAGAUGAAAAAAUGGAGUCAGUUGAAUCAUCUAUUGAAGAUCACCAAAUAGAGUCAAAUACAGCACCCAUCAGGUGUGAGAGAAUGGAUUUGAAAUGUUCACAAAGUUUAUGCAACAAGAUGAAAUCCAACCCAACCUCCUUUAUAGAAGAGAAAAUGGGAUCUGAUAAACAUCUCAAUGCACUAGAACCAAUGGAGUGUGAUUUACCUUUCAUUACGAAUGAUAAUAGAGAAGCUGAGAACAAUUACCAAGUAAUCCAUGAUAGCACUAUAAUUUCUAAGGUAGAAGGAACAUCUGUGAGACCGUGUGUUACAGAUGACCAACCUGAAUGUACAAAGUCACUUUCUCCAGAUUCUGAGACAGAAUCAUGUGGCAUAUUGCAAGUUUUGGAUGAUGAACUAGAAAUCGAUAAAAAGGUCAGUCAUGCUGUAGUAGCAACUAAUACAAAUGGUGAGCGUGAACUUGAUAUUAAUGCACCCUUAGAUAGAGAAUCUGUUGGAGGAGGCAUUGUUGAUGAUUGCAUGGAAUGUGAUACAGCAUCUGUUGCAGAAGAGCAUGAAGAAGCAUACAAACCUGGAAUUAUAAAUGAGACUCAAUUUGCAAUGAAUGACUCAGAGUCUGCUGUGCCAUGCCACUCUGAUGAGCGGGCCAAAUUUGAUUUCAGAGGAGGGACAGCUUCAGAUAAAAUCCAAGCUACAACUGAGAUGGAAUUAAAUACGGUUCCUCUUUCUGACUUGAAUUCAGAAGAGGAGGCUUUUAGGGCAAUUGCAGAUGCGAUACCUACCAAAGAAUCUGAUGACGUGCCUAGCAUGGAUGAUCAAUGUGAACUGAAAUCUGGAAAUAAACUUUUGGUAGCAGAGCCAAAAAAUUUAGUCAGUGUUAGUGUCACUAAAGAUAAUCUGAUGCCAUCAUAUGCAGAUGAAUGCUCUGAAUCCAAUUCUUUACGAAUUCCAAUUGAACAAGUGGAAAUGGAAAGUACACUUGGUUUAGUCGAGCAGAUCAAAUGUGGUAUAUCUCAAAUACCAGUUUUACAUUCAGACUCUGGUACAGCAUUUAUGACUCCACAAAGGAAAUCAGAGGUACAAAUAGACACACAAGGAGAAUCUGAUGGACCAGUAAAAGACUCACAAGCAGAAUCUGAUGACCCAGUGAUAGACAUACAAACAGAGUCUGAAGGACUAGUGAAAGAUACAAAAACAAAGUCUUGUGAACUAGUGAUAGACAUGCAACCAAAAUCUGAUGGACAAGUGAAAGACACACAAGCAAAAUCUGAGAAAUUGGCGAUGGGCACACAACCAGAAUUGGAUGGAGUAGUGAAAGACAAAACAGCAGAAUCUGGUGGACAGGUGAUAGACGCAGAAUGUGAAUCUGAUGGACUGGUGAUAGACACAGAAUAUGAAUCUGAUGGACUGGUGAUAGAUACACAUGAAGAACCAGAUAGACUAAUGAUAGAUCCACAAGCAGAAUCUGAUCGACCAGUGAGAGACACACAGACAGAAUCGGAUGAACAAGGGAAGGAUACACAGGCGAAACCUGAUGAACUAGUGAUAGACACACAAGCAGAAUCUGAUCGACAAGUGAGAGACACACAAUCAGAAUCUGAUGGACUAUUAAAAGAUACACAGGCAGAACCUGAUGAAUUGAUGAUAGACAAUCAAGCAGAAUAUCAUGGAAGAAUGAUAGACACGCAAUCAGAAUGGGAUGGACUAGUGAUAGACAGAGGGUAUGAAUCUGCUGGACUGGUGAUAAAUACACAAGAAGAAUCUGGUGGGAUAUUAAUGAACCUACAAGCAAAAUCUGAUCGACCAGUGGGAGACAGACAAACAGAAUCUGAUGAACUCCUGAAAGACCCACCAGCAGAACCUGAUCAACUAGUCAAAGACACACAAGUAGAAUCUGAUGGACCAUCAAAAAAUUCACAAACAGAAUCUGAUGGACCAGUAAAAGACACACAAGCAGAAUCUGAUGGACCAGUGAAAGACACACAAGCUUCAUCUGUUGGAUCCUUAAAAGUCCCACAAACAGAAUCUGAUGGACAAGUAAAAGACUCACAAGCAGAUUCUGAUGUACAAGUGAAAGACACACAAACAGAAUCUGAUGACCUAGUGAUAGACAUACAAACAGAAUCCGAUGGACCAGUGAAAGAUACAAAAACAAAGUCUUGUGAUCCAGUGAUAGACAUGCAACCAAAAUCUGAUGGACUCUCGAAAGACCCACAUGAUGGUUAUCAAAGAUUAGCAACUCACAAAGAAGGUGUUUUACUAGAAAGUACACAGAUUGAAGGUAAUGAAGAUGAGUCUGCAAUAGUAAUACAGGAACAACGCUCUGUAAGACAAGUGGCUGCUUCUCAGAUUGUAGACUCCAUUUUAGAUAGGCCUAUGAUGGAAGUAUGUGACAGAAAAAAAGCAAAUAGUGAUAUCAGCAGUAAAAAAUAUUCUCCUGUCUCUAUCGUGGAUUUGAAAGGUGGUUCUGCUGUUAUAGAUCUUAUUCCCAAUCCAAGAUUUGGGUUUGAAGGUGCUGAUUCAGCGAAAGCUCUUAUGAAUUAUUGUCAUCAGAAUUCGAAAAGACCAUCACCAGAAAAUGUAAGAAGUAACGCAAAGAAAAAGCUAAGACUCUCAGAAAAUCAUGGAACACUUUUUGGAACCCAGGAUAGCUCAAGUGAGAAUAGAAAUGUGGAUAAACAGUGUUGUGACCAGAUACUGCCAACCACAAAGUCUAAUGGUACAGAUAGAGUUACAACAAUUGCCAGAAUUCAAACUUUUGAAACUCAUCCAAAAUUCAUCAAAAUGGUGGUUGAUACUAAAUAUCAAGGAUCAACUUCUUCACAAUCCUCUGGUUCACUAGUGCAGAAGACAUCUGCCAGUGUACCCAACAUGUCAAGUUCAACAAGGCAAUUGUGUCCUCAAUAUAUUGAUGAAAUGGCUGUACCAAAUAUAUCAACAGAAUCUGUUCUUCCACGUACCAAUGUGAGCACAGUCCAAAAUCCAGUACCACCAUUGCCACUACCGACUGGUUUUAACAUUGUUCCAGUGGCAACAACACCCUUUCUUCCCACUCUGCAAUAUAAUCUUCCAAUGACACAAGUCCAAACAGGUAUUAGCAAUGUGCCAGUUGUGUCAAUGCCUCCACUCACCAGUUUAAGCACUGUACCAACCAAUUCCACUCAAAUGAGUUCUGCAUUUUCAAAACUAGGAAUGGCUCUCUCCUCGACACCCCAGAAUAUUGAUACAGUUGCCCCACUGCCAUCAAUUUCUGUUCAGGCUAGCACAAGAACUGUUUCAGCAUCGUUGGACUGUAAUUCUGCAAGAACGCAAACUGCAUACAGUUCUAUGAAGGUGCCAUUACAGACAUCAGGAGAUACAGUUCAACCGCUUAAUAAGCAUCAGGUUGCACCAAUCAGUGUAUAUCAUAUUGAGCCAGCAGUUAAUCCAAUUGCAUCUAUGCCCCCACUUGGCAGUUCAAGAAUUCCACCAACCAAUUUGACACAACCAAAAUCCUCAUUUUCAACUGUAAGAUUGGUCCUUCCUCCAAAACUCCAAAAUGCUGUUUCAGUGGCACCAGUACAGUCAAUCCCUGUACAGACUAGCACAAACACUGUUUCAACAGUAUCAUCAGAAUGGAAAUCUUCAGGUCGGCCUUAUGCAUACAGUGCAGUGAAUGUACCGCCACCAACUCCAGGAAAGGCAGUUGAACCACACUUGGAGUUUCCAAUAGAACCAAUCAAUGGAAUUGAAGCUGGGGCAGCAGUUAAUCCACAUUGUCCUGGAAUUGUCCAUCUAGGGUAUAAUCAAUUACCCCCUAGUCAAAGGGAUCAGGUUUUAACACCCUCCUUCUCUACGUUGCAGAAUUGCCAAAGGCAUGAAGGAAAGCAAUGCAUUCAACAUGCAUCAGCUUUAAAGCCCUGCAUUCCAUCAACCAUCUCAAAUCCUCAGUCAUCUGUUCAAAAUGCAUUCUCGCUAUACCAACAAGUAGCAAACGCCACAGUCCUUCGUCAAGUAAAAAGUAAGCCUAACGAUCCCUCUCCUGUAACCAGAAAGAACCAAGUUCAAGAAUGCUCACCAAGUAUUAAUAAGAGAGCAAAAUCUACAGUGACUUCUGACCAUACUCCCAAGUCUUCUUCACAUCCUACUGCAUCCUCUAAGAUUUCAGCACCAACUACCCAGGGUUCCAUGAAAGUUGAAUUUACUACAGUCAAAAUAGCGGUGCCAACCACUAUGCCUGCAUGGGUACUUGUGAAUCCACAUAACUUCAACACAACUUCAUCUUCACAUACUCCAAUACUUGCUUCAUCUCACACUCCCCCUUCGUAUGUUGAAGCACAUGUUCCAAGAGCAAUUAGUACUCCUCAUACUGUUGAAGACCAUACCACUAUGACCAGAGUUCAAUCGCAUAUAUCCCCUGCUCCUCGUGAACAAGCCAUUGUUAACAAAGCUAGUAUGAAACGACCUUGUGAGAAUGUUGGAGGAGAUCAAAGCAAGAAGCCACGACAAAUGAGUGAGGGGGAAAUCCUUGUGGAGAGACUGCAAAAAGUAUCAGCUCAUAUGCUCUAUGUAGUCUUGGAAUUAUUGCAGUUUGUUACUGCUAAUCGGUAUAGUCCAUUGCACAAUCCAGCAGUCUGUGAUCUGACGUCUGAGGAGCUGAGUGCGCAUGGUGUGUUGUUAGCAGCAGUAUAUGGUCAAAAGUUUCAUGAUACGUUAAUGGUCAAGAAAAUCAUUAGUGAAAUAGCUGAUUUACCAAUCCACAAUAUUGGUGAAGAUGAACCCAGGAGAGUGCAAGAAGCAGUUGAUUCUUUGAGUGAUAUAGGAUUGGCUAAGACAGAGAAAUUGAAUAGGCUCUCUCAGGUACUGUUCUCUGACUAUGAACGGGCUUUCUGCAGUGCCACUGGAAAAGCAGGCUUCCCACCAUUCUGCAAGUCAAGGAUGUUUGUCCUACAGCAUGCAUACUUACUUACAAUUGGAGGAAAUGCAUCCAAACAGAUUUCAGAAGGAGAAAGGAUGAAGCAAGUUCUUGAUUCAACAGCCAACCUUUUGAGGAUGCAAAUGACACAAGAAGGAGGGUACACAGAUCUACAGCGAGUCAAAGAUUGGAUGAAUAAAGAGCAAGAACGAGUGAAAACCAUUCUCUGUGAACAGCAGAGGGAACUUGCUGAACAAAGGAGAAAUGCUGAAAAAGCUUCAGCCUGCCGGAAUUACUUAAUGGAGAUCCACUUAGGCGCUUAUGUGAUGACUGCUUCUGAGAACAGAAUGUUGGAAGAGUUCUGCAUCUCUUAUGACCAAGCUUUGUCAAGAGAGAUACAACUGGCACAUCUUCUUGAGGCAAUCCUGUCUUAUGAUGAACUCUUGAUCAUCGCCAAAACAAAAGAAAUGCCAGAAAUUCCAGGACUUGGUGUGAAGUUUGCGUUCGUGCGACAAGCAUAUUUUGCAGUUUUCCACGAUGGGUCUAGUACCUUGACUUCUCCAAUUACAAAAGUGGAUAGUUUGAAGAAAUGGCUUUUAGGUCAUGUACUCCUCAAUGAUAUUCUUGCUAGAAUUGAAGCAGAAUCUGCAACUCUCAGGUGUCUGCUGCUUGAGACCAAGGUGAGGAUCAAAUCCCUUGCAAAGCAAAAUGAGUCAAAAGGGAAUAUAAAGCAAGAAUCAUCAUCUACCAACAUGCCCCUCAAACAAGAAGACUUAAAACAAGCACAAGGUAUCAAGAAAAGCAAUGGUUUUGAAAAUAUGCUCCCUGGAAAUCUAGGUGCCUAUGUCAUGAGUAAGGUAAUUGCAGUUCAUCUUGAGGUUGUGAAAGACAUCACUGAUACAAGCAAGAAAGAAUCUAUCCUGCAGCACAUACUCAACAAGAUUAUCACAGAAGAUGGCAAUGUUCAGAAUCCUCACCCAGAAUAUGAAGGGAUAUAUCUUGCUUUUCUUAGACAAUGCAUGUUUACUGUAUUUCCACAUGACACUCAAGAAGUACAGUGUGAAAUUUGGAAAAGAUGUACGAAGUAUAUGAUGUCCCUGCUUGGCAAGUGUUUGGUGGAAACACCCAGCAGCACAUUAUCAGUUGUGCAAGAGAAAAUGGAGAAGAACCAUGUGAGCAAUAUCAGAAUCAAAGAAGAAUAUAGUAAGGAAGGUGCAAAAUUAUUCCUGAGAUGUCCGUGCUACAAGGAGAAACUAGGCUCAACAGUGCUUUCUGCUGAUGAAGUUGCAGAAAUUCAUCAUAUUAAAGACAACAUCCAUGGAAAUUCUGAUUUUCAAGCAAGAGAAUUAGCUGUGAAUGAGCUUAUCAAGAUUAUAUUUAGUGAGGAUGAUCUUGCAUCUAUUCCUGUUUGCCUGUCCAUUAGAAAGCUUCCCUUCAAGAUUCUCAAGCUUACAAAAUUCAGAUUGGCCUACUUCACCUUAUUUCCAUCUUGCAACUUAGUAACAGAAGAAAGAGAAUGGGCUUGCUGUUGGUCUUUGUUAGCAAGAAGCGUUCACAGUUUGAUGCAAAGUAACAGAAGGUUUAUGUCUCUGAUAUAUGUUCCUCGAACAUCUCUUUGUCAGAUGGACACACAACAACAGAAUGAAAGAGAUGAUUCUGAUGAUGAAAACAUGUUGGCUGGAGAAAUGUCAAACUCCUCAUCUUCUUGUUCUUCUUCAGAAGAUGAAAGUGAAGGAAAUGAUGACUACGUUCCUUUUUUCAUUCGUACUGGAUCAGUAUGGUCUGAACGUCCAAAGAACUGGAAAUUGCUUAAGAAUCACACUAAUCGAUUGCCAUCUAUGUUAACAGCAGAAACUGAGACUGGAAAGAAGGUACCACUACCGCUAGGUUGUCGUAUGUCACUUGAAAAAAUAGGAUCUUAUGUCAUGACACAAAAUGAAGAGAAAUGGGAGGAGAAAUUGAAACACACUUGCUAUAUGAAAAAACUGUCAAGGGAACAAGCAGUGCAGCUUAUUGUAAAGGAACUGUACACUCAAGAUGAUGUCAUGUAUGCACAUAGCAGAAAAACAAACAAGCAGAUCGUUUUCUGCCCAUUGAAGAUGGCCAUACUGCGACAUGUUUACUUUGACUUAUACUUUGAUGGUAAAGUAGAUCAUGUGAAAUUAUGGAAUCAGUGUUGGGCUCAUCUUGCACAGGUCUUUGACAAGACGAGACAGCUAGCAAGGAACACAUUGCUUGGUAAAGUUGUUGUGACUGAUAAAUACAAACAGCUAAAGGAGCUACAAAUGCGCAAGGAAAAACUACGAAAGCAUUACGAGAAGGAGCACUUGAGAACAGAGGAAUCAGAACAGAAUACUGGAAAGUCUUUGACAGAUAGUCCCGGUAUUUCAACACCAAAUGCAAACCUCUCACCUGAUCAAUUGUCUCAAAAAGCCAGUGCCAGCAAUACUAGCUCCACCAAUAAAGGCCAUGAACCAUUCUUUGUCAAGUCAAGAAGUAUUGAUCCAGGUUCUACAAGGACAGAUGUUGUCACAUUACAGAGACCUGUGAGUAGUGAUACAGAGAACAAACUAUCUCAUACUCUGCUAACAGAAGAGGGAGAGACAGUGGUGCUGAUUCAUGGGAAACCAGUUAAUGAGUCAAAUCUUGGAUCACAUGUAAUGACAGAAGAAGAAGCUAUCUGGACACAAUCUCUGAAAGACAUCUGUAUCAAGAGAAAUGUUGGAAAGGGGGAUGCUGCCGAGUUUAUUACACAGAAUGUAUACACUGUAUCUGAAAUCAUCAACUUUCAUGAAAGGAGGAGACAAAAGAAAUUGCUGUUUGACAAGUCAAAAAUUGCCAUCAUACGACAAGUCUUCUACACAAUCUUCCCUCCUGAAGGUGAUGAAGCACCCAGUGAACUAUGGUGUUUCUUCUGGGCAUACUUCACCAAAGCAUGCCAAAGACUGGAAAAGAAUGGAAGAACUCUGCCUAAUGAAAUAUCAGAGCUUCGUCCUAGUGAAAGAGGUAAAUCUGUAGGGAAAAGACCCAUCCAGACGCAGUUUGUUGAAUGUAAGAGACUGAAGCAAGGCAGCGAAGAAGGAAAUGAAGAUACAACUUACCAAACAAAUACUCUGCAUGGGAAGAGUAUCUCACGGAAGGAUGCAUCAUCUCGACCUACAGCUAAAAGAAGUGAAGCACUAUUCACUUUACGUCCUCAAUUUAUGAGAUUGCUCCAGUGCUAUUCAUGGAAUCCUGUAAUUCUUGUAAGAUUUCUGGCUGCAAACAUCUUCACUGAAGAAGAACUCCUUGGAUGUUCUAACAACUUGAAAUCAUUGGAUCCAUCCAAAAUGAAAGCUUACGAAACUGCAUUUUCUCAGUUUUAUGAUCCUGCUGACUCUGCCGCAUCUUGCUGUUUGAUCAAACACAUCAAAGAUCUUUAUCAAGCAACAACCUCUGAGUAUUGGGGCAGACAAACAGCUGAUAAAUUACAAUUGGAAGUAGAGAAAUGUGCCAAACAGUGUGGAUACAUAUCAAGAUCUGGAGACCCCAUUCAGGAAGAGAGUUUGAAAGUACCUACUAGUGCUACUAUAGAGAAAUCAGUAUUUUCAGUGGCUGAGAGAUCCAAGAUGUGCAAAGAUCUUCUGGAUGAUGAUAUAAAGAAUCUCCCACAGUAUAAAUUUGAGAGAUGUGUGUAUAUAGCCUCUAGGUUAAUGGAGAAACUAUUUUCUAGGGAAGAACUUUUGACAGGUAAUACCUCUGGUACCAGAGGAAUGUGUGCCCUUGACCCUAAGAGGCUUAAUGUUCUUAAACACACUACAUUCGCUAUUGCUGGUGUUGCUCAAUCAUCACAUCAGAGAACAUGGGAUAGAAUUCAUCUUGAAAUUGACCAAGCCCUCAAAUCAAAAGCUUUCCAAUUUGUUACCGAGGAUAGAAGAGUGGAGAAGGAACUAGAAUGUGCAACAGUCCUCAUCAGCCCAAAAUUCAGAAGUCAGACGCAAAGAAAAGAAUCUGAAACAGGAUUUCAUAUGAUCUCUUGUACAAGUCUUAUCCCUGGUGGGCUCCGUAGAGAUCUAUUGCUAUGUGCGAAAGAUCACACAGAAGUUCUGAAGAAAUUGUUGAACCAUUUCAUGCGCAAAGAUGAAGAUUUCAGCCAAUUUCUCUUCCGGUCUCCAAGCAAGAUGAAGUUGAUCAGAGCUGUAUAUUGGAGCAUAUGCUCAAUAUCAAUAGAUGAGCUAGGCGAUCGUUGGAUCAAGGCAUUGGAGACAAUAUAUUCCCUUGUAGAAAGCGGGAAACUGUAUGAAAAGUCAACAACUAGAAUCGAUGUAGAAGAGGAAGAAGGUGCUGAGACUACAGAUAUCAAGUCCAAAGUUGAGUCUACCCAGCUGCAAGACAAGACUAAUUUGUCUCAGGAUAUGUCUGAUGAAGCAGAAGCUGAUAGCAUGCUAAAGAGGCAAAGAAACAAGGGAGACAUUAAAGACCCAACUAUUAGCUUGAUGAAGUGCUACAAGUGGAGCAAGGAGGUUGUGAUGAGAUUGUUGAUUCAACGUAUCUUGACUGAAGCAGAUAUUGAUAGUACAGCAAGAACCAUGGUUCUGAACAAGAAAAAAAGGAAAGAAAUAGAAAUUUUAUUCUCUCAGGUUUAUGAUGAAGAUGAAAAGGACCAUUGUUGGACACUGAUCAAGCAAAUCAUUAAAGAUGUGUCAUCAGAGGAUAGGAGCUUGUUGUAUAAUGUAUGGACAAGGAAGUCAAAGAAAAUUGCUGUUGAAGAAGCUGCUGGUGCAACUCUGUAUCAGGAGAGCAAAUCAAAAUCUCAAAAUCCAGGAAAUCUUGAUGCAUUCAUUCAAGAAGAAUUUCCAUGGCUUCCAUCUGGUGAGGUGGGCAAGUGCUUGUUCAUAUCUGAUCAUAUGAGAAAAUGCUUUUUUAGCACAGAAGAACUUGCCUUUGGUAGUUGCUCUGGCUCUCCUGGAUGGCUGCUGCUUGAUCCAAAACGGAUGGAUGUCCUGAAGCAUGUUGUCUUUACAGUAGCAUCUGUCCCAGCACACAAGAAAGAAAAGAUGUGGCAGAUUUGUAGGAACACAAUGGACAGGAAGAAUAGGAAGCUUAGACAACAACUUCUAGAGGAAGAUGAGAAAGUAGAAACAUUGAUCCAGACCAAUCCCAGUGCUCUUUCUGAGCAAAUUCCAGAUGAUGUCAGAAGUCCAGUCAUGCAGAGUAAGGAUAAUGCUGUAACUGUGAUAAGAGUCUUAGUUCAGCAGCUCUUCAAACCAGAGGAUCUUAUGGGAGAUGCAGAUGAAAUGAUACCUUCCCAGAUGAAAUUGCUUCAAGAGCUCUUCUUCAAAAUUCAUGAGGUAUUACCCUUAGAGAAAGAGGAUGCUUGGAUACAGGCAAUGAGGACAAUCAAUUAUCUGAAUAAGAUAUCAGGUUAUACCUUCAAAAGUGGGGAUGAUGGGGAUAGUUCUGGUUCUUUUGUAAGUGACAAUGAAGAAGACUGGAUAGAUAGUAUGGAAAAUUAUCCAGAAGGUGGAGAAUCAUCAGAUGAAGAUGCCACUCCUAGAACUCAAGAUGGAAGUGUCAUCCAAGAGAUGAUGAAACCUUCUGAACCAGCAAGUGAAAAAAAUACAACAGUUGAGACAAGAUCUGCGUCAGGAGGACCCACUUCUGCAUUAGCAGAAUCUGUCAGAUCAAGAAACUCAAAUAUCCGUGAAAAUCAGCCUACAGGGACAAGGAGCUCUGAAGAACAAGUUAAACUAGUUGAUUCUGUCAGGUCACAAGCCUUCAAUUAUGUUGAGGAUCAGGGUAAUAGAAUAGGCAGCAGUAAAAAACAGAAGAAACCAGCCGAUACUGUGAGAUCAAGAAUGUUAGGUACAAGAUUUGGUCAGCAUAGAAGUUCAAGCAGCACAGAAGAAAAUAUGAAACCAGCUGAUUCUGUCAAGUCACCAGCUUUCAAUAAUGAUGAUGAACAGGGUAAAAGGAAAAACAACAAUGAAGGAAAGAUAAAAGCAGUUGAUACUGUGGGAUCAAAAACGUUAGGUACAAGAGUUCGCCAGCAGAAAAGUACACGCAGCACAGAAGAAAAAUUCAAACCUGCUGAUUCUGUAAAGUCACAAGCCUUCAAUGUGACAAGUGGCACUGAAGAAAAGGUGAAGCCAGUUGAUUCUGUAAGAUCAAGAACCUUUUCUAAUAGUGUUGGACAGCAUAAAAGGGCUAGCAAUACUGAUAAGAAAAGGACACAAGUAGACACUGCGAUGUCAAGGUCGAGCGAUAGCGAUGUUAGCCAGCAUAAUACUACAACUAACACUGAAGAAAAAAUGAAAGCGGUUGAUUCUGCAAGAUAUAGAAACUCUAUUAAUGGAGAUGGCCAGUGUAACAGAUCAAGCAGUUCAGAAGACAAAAUAAAACCAGUUGAUGACACCACAGGAGACUCGUUGGAUUGGUAUAUCCUAAGACCAGUUUUAAUGCAACUGUACAAACAUCUGAAGGCAUAUAAGCUGGAAGAAGAUGAAAUAAUCGAUGAACUGAUAAUGCACAUUUUUGGAGCCAAACUGCUUGACGGUCAGAGUGUAGCAUUGUCUCUUGAUGACAGCAUUGAGAUGCUGAAGAGUGCAUUCUUUCUCUUGUACAAUGUGCCAAGUAGUGAACAAGUAGCUGCCUAUGAUCGUCUUGAGGAAAGGUUAAUGCACACUCUGAUGAUUUUAGGACAACAGUUAACCCAGAAUAUGGAUGAAAAAUUAGUUGAAGAUGAGGCAGCAGUGAAGGUUCUCAACAAACCAAAGCCAUACCCACCAAUGCCCAACUUGGACGAAAAAGUUAGGAAAAUGAGAUCUCUCUUGAUGGAGGCAUUCAGAGCUGAUGAAAGAAUUGAAAUGGACACUUCAAAAUUGAAGAAACUGAAAGGAAGCAAAGUAGAUGCGGUAAUAGCUGCUUUUCAGAAAUCAUUCCCUUCAAAGGGAAACACUGACAGGAAAGAAGUGAUGACUUUGAUCUACAAUCUAACAGUGGAAUUGCAAGAACUUGUCACAGAGAAGCUGAGGUUCAAAGUGGACAGUUUAGCUGAUGCAUUUGUUCAAAGGGCUGUGUCUGCAUUGGAGGCAAAAGCAAAGCAGCAAGCAUCCUCCACCUCACCAGCAACACCUCUAUUUCAAGCUGUGAUACAGGAGUUAGCUUGUGUCAAAAGAGCUGUUGGUUUAGUUCCAAUGGUCAGGGUUCUUUUGAGAUAUCUCUUUACCUCAGAAGAGCUCGUAGUACUUCAGCAGUCAGACAUGAAUCACCUUCCUCCAACAUUACAAGUUCAAAUGGACCUAAUGCAGAGAACAGUGUAUAAAGUUACAAAGACUCCUUCAAAUGAGAGAGAAAAUAUGUGGUCAUGCAUUCAGUGGAUAGUCACCAAAGAAAUCCAGGAUCUGAAGUCAGUAGAUGAUGAAAGCAACAAGAAAAAGGUCAAGAAUGAGAUAUUCAUACCUGUGUACAAUCGAUGUGCUGCUCUGAAAUGUGUUAUGGGGGUGGUUCUCCCCCUAGAAGAACAAUCCCAAUUCCAUGCCAAUCCACAAGUGUUCGAGACAAGCCAUCCAGAAAAAGUCAAGGAAAUGAAAAAUCUGUACUUCCAAAUCAGAAACAUACAGGAACUGGCUAAAGAUGAAGAGUGGGAGCUUGUAUGUUCUCCUAGGAAGAAUUAUGAGAUAGCACAGCAGUUAUCAUUCCCAAAGAAGGGUACCAGAGAACACAAAUCAGUAAGGGUUGAGAUACCAAAGGAAGCUUUGAUGUCACCAACUUCUGAACAUGAAAAUGUCAAAACACUAUCAGAUGAAAGAAACAAACAAGAACAGGAUUCUAAGCAUGAUAAAAAGCAAAACCAGAAGCCAAAAGAAAAAACAGAUGUCUUGCCUGUUGAAAGUCGUAAACCUGCAGAUAUUGGGCAGUCUCACAUAUCAACAAGAAGUAAAUUGAAAGAGGCAUCAAAGGAAAGUAACAUAGUUACUACAAGAAGUAAAUCUAAGGAGGCAUCAAAGAAGAGUAAGAAUAUAAUUACAACAAGAAGUAGAUCGAAAGAGGCAUCAAAGGAAGGUGUAAGGAGAAUUGAAGAUAAGAAAAAAGUUUCAUCAAAUAGUAAAUCGCAAGAAGUGUCAAAGGAUCAGAUCCAUAAUCUCCAUGAUAAGGACAAGUCUCUGUUGAAACAAAGUGAUAGAAAAACAGUCUCAACCAAUCCAGUUCCCGCAAUUUCUCAGGCGACAAGUCUGUCAGUCCCACAUAAGAAAACAAUUGUUGUUCUUGUCGAUUACAACAUUUGUGACAGUGUCUGUAAAAUAAUGGCUGAUGAGGAGUCUAAGAGGAAUGAAAUUGACAUAAAGAAAGACUCUGAGACUAGUCCUAGCGGUGGAUCCCCUCAAAAUCUCGGCCGGACAGAAGAUAGAGAUGGUGAUGCAAAUGCCAAAUUAGAUAACAUUGUCAAAGACCCAUUAGAGAGAGAUAAGAGAGUUACAACUGAUUCUUCCCCUGAAAAGAAAAAAAAUGAGAUUGGAGACAAUAGUACUGUAAAUUCUGUUAAGCACAAAGAAGACAGUGGCCAAGAUAUUUCAAUGACAGAAGUGACACAGCAAGAGUUAAACCUAACCAGGUCUCCAAGAGGGAUCACUUUUGCUGAGGAGGACACAGAAACAAAGAAAAGCAAUAAUGUUGACCAGAUUGAAGUAGCAGUCAGCCUCCUUAAAAGUGCUGUAGAAAAUAUUCCAUGUGGAUCUGAUAUUGACAAAAGUACAUCUUGUCAGCCAAUAGAAGCUGAAGAGUUAGCUGCAAAUAAGGAAGUAAAGACUGAAGAAAGCUUACCGUCUGUUGAAGAAGAAAAGGUCACUAUUAACAACCUUAAUCAUUUGUCCACUCCUGCUGAUAGUAAAGAUGCUAAUGCCAAGAAGGUUAUUAGUCCUACAAGUACAGAUGAAAUGCACAAAAAUGACGAUUCAGUCACAGAAAAUGCACCCUCUGCUGCCUUUCCUGUCCCUGAUGAUGACGGUAACAUUUUGGGGAAAGUGAAUAACAGUGAGACUUUCUCUGAUUUAGAUGAUGAUAUGCUUGAAGAUGAUUUCGAAAAAGAACGUCUUCUUGAUGAAAGCUUGGAUGCUAAAGCUGUGUCUUCUAUUGACUCUCGGACGAAUGAUCUGUCAGUUGUAGACAACAGGGAUAACCCUCAAGUUAGGGGUGAGGAUUCUUCUGCUGUUACAGCACAUUGUCAAACUAUUUCCUCUAACAAUACUCCAAGUAGAUUUGAUCAAUCCUCAGAAGAUUCUCAUAAUUCUGCAACUGAUGGCCAGAAUACUGAAGCAACAACCAUGGAAGUGAAUUCCCAAUUGUGUGAUGUUGAAUCAAAGGAUGACAGAGAAACUGCAUUGAAUGAUACUUCAAGAAGUAAUAGAUCUCAAGGUGUUUGGGAAUCAAAUGAAGUCCUGGAGACUAAUAAUGUACGUUCUCAUGACUCUAAGAAAAAUGGACAGCCUUUGGUGUACUCUGGAAAAGAAACUCAAGAUACAGGUGAGAGUUUGUGUGAUGUUGCAGCACCUUCCAAAGCUUUGCCCCCUGCUCAUAUUUCAAGUACUAGUAGUAUACAUUAUAUUUCGUCAGAAUUUACUCAGAAUUCUGCUAUUGGCAACCAGAACAGUGACGAAGGAAUAACCAUGGAAAGGAAUUCCCUAGUAGCAGAUGGUGAAUCAAAGAAUUACAGAGAUAGAAUAUUGAAGGAUUCUUCAAGAUGUGAAACACCUGAAGAUGCCCCAGAGACUGAUAUUGUACAUUCUGAUGACUCUCACAAAACUGAACAGUCAUUAGUGGAAUCUGGAAAAGAAACCCAAGACAGAAAUGAGAGUUCUUACCAAACUCAAUCCUCUAUCAACACUUUGGGUGGAUGUGAUUUUUCUUCAGAUUUAAUGGAGAAGUACGAUAUUAGUAGCCAGAAGAGUGCAGAAAAGGUAACCAUUGAAGCAAAUACCCAAGUAACAGAUAGUGAAUCAAUUAUUGAAGGAGAAACCUUGUCAAAUAAUGUCUGGAAGUGAAACUCGAGAAAGAGUGAGUUAUCCUGAUGCCACAGCACCUUGCCAAGCUUUGCCCUCUACUGACGUUCCAGGUAGAUUUGAUAUUUCCUCAGAAUUUUCUCAAAAUUCUGCUAUUGAUAGCCAGAAUAUUGAAGAAACAACCAAAGGAAGAAAUUCCAAGGUGAAUGAUGUUGAAGAAACCACACAAAUUGAUACUUCAAGAAGUCAUACACCUCAUGAUGACCUUGAACCAAAUAAAUGCCCAGAGACGCAAAUUUUACCUUCACAUGACUCUGAGAGAAGUGGUUGACACUGGGAAAAUUGUGACUGUUAAUCCUUUUUCUGAUAAUACAAUUGAACGGAAUCCAACCAAUGUCAAGCAGAUAUAAGCUAUGAAGCUACAAGUAGUACACUGAAUUAAAAUUGUACUAAAGCAGUUGUAAGUGAUGAUUCUUUACUUCAAACACACUUGUUCAGGAUUUUGCUAUCAGUAAUCAGAUGUUUGAACAAAGUAGUGAAUCUCCAAGUAGUUGAUGAUGCAAGAGAACCUGUGGUGAUGAAUGAGCAGUAGUCCUCAAGACAGUCCUAAGUCAAAUGAAGACAAACUUCAUAGGGCUUCUGAGGUUGAGGAUAGACCCAAAGUGAAAUCAAAUGAAGGAAAUAUGGAAUAUAACUAUUUCUUCCUCGAUUGACUCCCAACCACUUAAGAAGAAUAAACUCUUGUAGAUAGUAAAACAUCAAACAUUGUUCUUUUAUGGGCAGCUCAAGUUAAGCAAUCAUCUGAUUCUUCAACCUAAAUAACCUUUAAUGACAAUGACAAAGCUAUCUUUUUAACACAAAGAAAACUUGUGAGAAAUUUAAAAACAAACACUCCCAGUCUCCAUGUUAUAAGGUCAUGCAACUUUCCUUAACUGGAUUUGAUGAUAGAGUUUUAAUAUAGUUGUUAUGAUUUUUAUUUUUGCUGUCUAUAUUUGAAAUUUUCAGGAUGUUUGGGCUAAAAUGGGUAUAUCUACAUUCUUUUUCAAAAAAAUGUUACAUAUGCCCUAGAUCAAUUUGUGAUGUAUUUACAUUUCAGUCUUGUUCUGUUCUUUCGGAAAUAAUGGGAGUGAUAUUUGUGAUCAACAUUCAUGAUAAUCUUCACUUUGUGUUGAUAAAAUCUUAACAUGUGAUAUCCCUUGUUUUAUUAGCAUUUAUAUAGUGCUUCAUGCUAUGUGUUUCUACAUUGUUAAUACCAUGGUCAUUUGAUCCAUCACCGUUCCACGUAUUUAGGGCACCAUCCACUCCUGAGGGAGUAUCCUUAUCAAGAAACAGGUUUUUACUGGAUCACAAAGAUGUGACUCAAUUACUCAUCAUUCUUGAUGCAUCAGUGUCACCACUGCACAAAUAUAUAUUUUUAAUUUGUUAUUGCUUUUUAUUUAGUUCAAACUUCUUAUUGUAUGACGUUGAUGAUGAACUAAUUCUCCUUUUAAAUCAAUGUUAUAUACAAAGGUUUCAAUGGGGCUGUGGUUUUACUGAGUUUAUGUUGGUAUGUAUAUGAUAUAUUUCAUGUGAUGUACAGUAUAUUCUCCAUAUAAGUGGAGUUCCUAAGAUGUUUUCUAUUUGUCAUGAUUAUAUGGUUUUAAUGCAAGUUCUCACAUUGUUGCUUGCAUGAAGUGUCACUUGUUCAUGAGUUCCAUUGAAUAUUCACAUUUGUUUGAUGAUCAUAUUGAUUCUCUGCUUCAUUUUACAAUGAUACAAUGAAAAAUAUUCUAAAUGUAUUGUCAUAAAAAAUUGAAAUAAGUAAAGAAAAGUGUCAGAGUUGAAGAGUUGAAAUUUUAAGGUCUGGAAUAUUUAAAUUUGUCAGCUGGAAUUUAUACAUGUAUAUUUACUUGGUUGAAUUUCAAAACCCACUCGCAUGUAGAACUUACAGGAUUUGCGUUUAUAACUGAGUGAAGCAUUGGAGGGAAAGUGAUAUUUUAAAGUACAUAACCUGUAACUUCUGUUUAAAUUCUGCAGAAAACCAUGAGUGGAAGAUCAAAUGAUCUCUUGCUUGGAUAUUUUAAUAGAAGUUGUCAAUGAAUCUAUUAUAAUUAAUCAUGUGAACUUGUAUAUUACUAUCAGGACUGAACAUUCUCAUACUGUUUCAUGAGUGUAUUAAUAUCAAGUAGGUUUAAUGAAGUCUCACUAUGACUCCCAUUGUUGGUGAUAUGAUUGUCAAAUUGUGCCAAAGAUAUGAAUAUGAUUCUAGUGUAAAUUUGCAGCAGUUGAUAGAUUUCAUUAAAUUGUAUGCAUUGUACUUUGUUCAAAGGUAUAUCCUGAUAGGGUUUAGUUGUUUUGCAGUUUUUUUUUUUUAGAAUUUUCAAUUUGAAGUAUUGAUUUACUAGUAUUAUAAAAUGAUAAAGCUUUAGUAUUUUAUACAAAAUGAUGAUUAAGAUCCUAAUAAAAUGAUUGGCUGAAAUCUUUCACCUGACCAGUCAUUAUUCGAUUACAUGUAUGUGAAAACUUUGCCAAUGACUCCUCAUGGUUUGUAUACAAGGUUGGUUUAUCAAAUAACAUCACUAUCCACAAAAGACAUGUAAUAUAAACAUUUUGAUUGGGCAUUUGAAUGAUUCUGCACACCUUUUAACUUUGUACUGUUCCAAAGGUACAUCGUGAGUUCUAUUUUUACUUAUCUCCUUGACAAGGUGUAUUAUUUUGUAUGAUGUGAUACUUCUUUGUUUUGACAUAGAAGUCAAAACAAAUCUUGUAUUGGUUGUAUUUAAUGUGUUAUGUGUUAGAUGAAUGUUUGCAUUGAAACUUUUUUUAUCUGGAUGCAGUGUUGAUGAAUUCAUAUUCAUCAUUGCAUUUUUGAUCACUGUACUUGUGAAUCCUAAUAUAAUUUAGGUAUAUUGUGUAAGUGGGGCUGAGGGGCUUUAGCCCCCCCCCCCCCACUUUUUCCAAAACCGUGUACAAAAAUGUAAAAUGACCACAGGAUUGUAAUUUUUUUUGCAUGGUCAGCCCCCCCCCCACAUUGAAAAACGUUCCACGGCCCCUGUAAUUAUAUACAUAUCACCAUUAUUCUGCUAUAUUGCAUGAACUAUUUUUAGUUCUGGAAUUCAAGAAAUGCAACCUAUCAGUUUCUUUAAUUAGUCAGCUCAUAAUAUGUAUGCAUUCUAUUUUUAUUAUGUAUUUUCAUUCAUUCUUCAAGUUAACAGAGUGUAAUUAAGGUAUGAGUUUUGUGUUAUAUUUCAUGUACUUCUAUUAUCCUGAAAGUGUUUGAAUGUAGAUCAAAGGAAGUGACUGAUAUGUAAUGCAUUAUUUUCUUUGACUCGUAUAACAGUAUGUAUAUCUUACCCCUACAUGUAUAUAUGGGACCUUCAUCAAUUUGUAUGCUUUUCAAGUUCUUAGAAAAAUUGAUAUGACCAUGCCUUGUGUAUUGUUAAAGUUCAGUAAAUAUGUGAUGAAAUGAAUGUCUUGCAUUCAAUAAGGUUGAUUAUUUUACGGAAUUACUCAGCUGUGUUGUUUUUUGCCCUCUGUAUGAAAGGUGAAGCUAUGAAUAUCAAUUUUCUGAAUGAUGGUUGAUUUGGAAAAAAAAAAUGUUGUACAUAUUAUGUUUACUGAUGUCUUGUCUAAAUACUAGUAACUAUUUUGAGAAGGUGGAAGAGACAUUGCACUUAAGAGAGAAUUUCUAACAUAGUAUAGUGCUUUUUAUUGCACAUGGAUUUGUCAUAUGCUGCCAUCUGCUGCUCACAAUGUUGUGAUAAUGUUGAGAGUCACUCAUCGACUGCUUGAGUGCCCUCUCCAUUCAACAUAUCAUUAAUCAAGAGUAUACAUUUGCUAUACUGUUAUGUUGUUUGUAUACCUCAUUGUAUAGAUGGAUAAGCAACAAAGACGUCUACUGCCAAAUAGUGGAAUGCAAUUUGAUCUUGGACAUAAUUUAAACAAUUAUUGAUUUAAUGUCACUGUGUUGUUUUUCUUGAAUGUACUAUACAUUUCCAUCUACAUGUAUAUUUGAACAAAUCUUUUUUCUAAAAUGAUGAGUUAUAACUGUUGCCAAAUUUUGAUGAUUUCAUCUGUAGAGUAAUAAGUUGUACAUACAUAAACAUGUUCGUAUCUCAGUGAUGUCACAAUCUUUGGAUGCAUUUGCCAUAGGUAUUUUUUUUAUUACAUGUGAAUCAUAUCUGAUAAUGGUGAUGGCAGAAUGCUAUGAAAUAUAAUUAAACAAGUUUCAUCAUUGAGAAUGGAUAUUUUUUUCCUUUCCUUUUGCCCAUUACAUUAUUUCUGGUAUGCAUUGCAUGACUAAAUGAAAGAGUAAAAUUUCAAUUUGAUCCAUUCAUAUGAAAAGGUAAUGUUCAUAACAGUGAUUACUCAUUAGGUUAUGGUUCUUGUAGAUGAACAUUAUUUUACAUUCAUUUAGAUUUGUAAAAGUGUUGUAUUUAAGUUGUAUACUUGCAUUUUUCACGCAUAAUGAGGCCAUGUGUACAUUUACUUGUAUUUUUUUGUUUUUUAGUCUCAAGUGUUUACUAGUUUUUGUGUACAUUUAUACAAUUAAUGUGAUAUCUAUUUAAAGGACUAAUGACUGAUAAUGAGGUAUCAUACGAUGAAUUAAAAAGACAUAAGUAUACUCUCUGAGCACUAAUGUUUUUUUUUUAAUUUUAACAUUUUUGGGGGUACUGUGUAAACCAUAGCCGGGGGGGGGGGGGGAAUCCAUGUCAUAAGCAUAUUUGUUGUAAAUAGAGGCUUCAUUUUAAGGAAAUUAUUAAAAUCCCAUUACCUGAUUUAUUUUCCCUACAUUGAUGUUACUACAUACUUGUUAGUGUAACAAAUAUAUCUUGUGUACAUAUACAACAUGUUUUUUGGGUCUAGUAUGCCAUUGUAUAUAUUACAUCAUUCCAACAGGCCCCUAACAUAAAAGGAUUAAUUGAAAAAUGUAAAAUAGAUUCAAUGAACCUGUAUGUCUUGGGACCCCUGAAUGAAGGAAACUACAUGAAAAGUUUUCAACUGUGAGUAUAUGUUCAAAUGUAAUCCAUCCAUAUUGUAAAUGGUUUAUUUUCAUUCACAUGCACAAAGAUUUUGUGUUACAACAUUGCAUCAUAUUCUGUAAUGUAUACAUAGAAAAGAAAGGAAGAUAUUUUGUUUAUGUUGUGUUACUGUUUUUAUUAUCAUAGUUCUGGAAGUGAGAAAAUGUACAUGCGAUGAAUUUUAAAGUCAAAUUAUUAUUAUUUUUAUUUGUUCUGAUCUCCAGAAUGUAAUGCUUUUUGUUAUUUAACUGAAGUGGGGUUUUUAUUGAUUUUGAUAUGCUCUGUUGAAUGAUUAUGACAAAAUUAAGUCACACGGCAAUUAUGUGAUACUCUGGUAUUAUGUUUCGCCAGAAAAUAAAAAGCCUCCAUGUAUAUAGAUUGUAAAGUUACAUGCAUCUUGUAUCAAUUGUUCACCUUAUUUUGGAUAUUAUAAACAUUUGCCA
Messenger RNA from Lytechinus variegatus (green sea urchin), 22099 nucleotides. RefSeq lists its product as uncharacterized. Gene Ontology annotation, molecular function: DNA binding. The record is from RefSeq and is a predicted model, not a curated record. The transcript is spliced from 5 exons. Bases 514 to 16698 code for a protein of 5394 amino acids. Lineage: Eukaryota; Metazoa; Echinodermata; Echinoidea; Temnopleuroida; Toxopneustidae.